Messenger RNA from Archocentrus centrarchus (flier cichlid), 2507 nucleotides. RefSeq names its product acyl-CoA thioesterase 11b (gene acot11b). Gene Ontology annotation, biological process: acyl-CoA metabolic process. Bases 192 to 1922 code for a protein of 576 amino acids. Lineage: Eukaryota; Metazoa; Chordata; Actinopteri; Cichliformes; Cichlidae. The transcript is spliced from 16 exons. Gene Ontology annotation, molecular function: long-chain fatty acyl-CoA hydrolase activity; lipid binding. The record is from RefSeq and is a predicted model, not a curated record. Gene Ontology annotation, cellular component: cytosol; cytoplasm.
UAAAGCUGCGCUCUCUGUGUGUUUAUUCAGUUGUGUUAUUGAGGAAUGGGUGAAAUGAGUAGAGUCGCCGCUUCGGGGUCACACUGUGUUCUUUUUCAGUCGACUUCAUGCUUUGAAGAAGACACUCUUUGGCACUAAAAGGACUUUCUCUCGACUUCAGUUUCAGCAGGAAGUUUUAAAAGUUGUGAGAUAUGACUUCAGAAGAUAAAGACUCAAACACUAUGCUGGACCCCCUGCUUAUCCAGGAGAGUGGGGAAGUGUACAGAAACCCCACUGAAGUGCAGAUGAGUCAGAUCGUGCUGCCCUGCCAUGCCAAUCACUGUGGGGAGCUGAGUGUCGGACAGCUGCUGAAGUGGAUGGACUCCACAGCCUGUUUAUCUGCUGAGAGACAUGCAGGUUGUUCCUGUAUCACUGCAUCAGUGGAUGACAUCCAUUUUGAACACACCAUAGGGGUAGGAAAGGUUGUCAAUAUCAUUGCAAAGGUCAACAGAGCCUUCACAUCCAGUAUGGAGGUGGGCAUUUUGGUGACUUGCGAGGACCUUUACACUGACAAACAGUGGAAGGUUUGCCACGCCUUUGCUACAUUUGUUGCCAGAAGAACUGAAGCUGGGAAGGUACAGCUCAAGCAGGUGAUCCCUCGUACACAAAUGGAGCAGAUGGAGUACAGCCUGGCAGCAGAGCGGAGGAGGAUGAGGCUCAUCCAUGCUGAGAUUAUCACAGACCUACUGAGCAGCAGCACAGCUCAGCUGGGAGAAUGUCAGGAGUAUCACGACGCUGUGCCAGCUGAGCGGACACGUGUUGAGAGUGUAGAGCUGGUGCUUCCCCCACAUGCCAACCACCAAGUCAGCACUUUUGGGGGCCAGAUCAUGGCCUGGAUGGAAAAUGUGGCUACGAUUGCAGCAAGUCGCUUGUGUAACGCUCAUCCAACCCUGAGAUCCAUAGACAUGUUCCAUUUUCGUGGGCCGUCUCACAUUGGGGACCGACUCGUACUGAAAGCCAUUGUUAACAAUGCCUUCAAGCACAGCAUGGAGGUGGGAGUAUGUGCUGAAGCCUACCAGGGUGGAGAGCCUCUGCGCCAUAUAAAUAGUGCCUUUAUGACCUUUGAGGUGCUGGACAGUGACAGGAAACCGUGCACGUUGCCACGGAUGCGACCCGAGGCUGUGGACGGAAAAAGACGUUUUCAAGAAGCUAUUGCCAGAAAGAAGAUUCGUCUUGAUAGGAAAUAUAUUAUCUCCUGCAAGCAAACUGAAGUGCCCUUGUCUGUGCCCUGGGAUCCAAGUAACCAGAUGUACCUGAGCUACAACAAUGUCUCAGCACUGAAAUUAAUGGACAACAGGAACAACUGGGUGUUAGCUUCUGAGAAAAAUAAGGUCAGAUUGUACACACUGGAGGAAAACCACAUGCUGUGUUUCAAGGUGGAGAUGAAUGUCAGCGUCCCAGCAGAACAGACGUUCCACCUACUGUCAGACCUAAGGAGGAGAAAGGAGUGGGACCGGCAUUAUGAGGAGUGUGAGGUGAUCAACCAGGCAGAUGAGGAUGACACCAUCUAUCGCGUAGCUGCACCCUCUGUCACUAAAGGGGGAAAAGGGAAGGAUUUCAUCUUGCUGGCAUCUAGAAGGAAGCCCUGCGAUUCCGGUGACCCAUAUCUGAUCGCUCUGCGUUCAGUCACUUUGCCCACUCACCCACCCACGGACGAGUACACGAGGGGAGAGGUGCUCUGUGCUGGCUUCACAAUCUGGGAAGAGUCCAGUUCUGUUACCAAGAUCACUUACUACAACCAAGCCACACCAGGUGUCCUCCCCUACAUUUCCACAGACAUUGCCGGCCUCUCCUCGAGCUUUUACAGUGCCUUUUCAGCCUGCAGCCAAUUCCUAAUGGCCAACAAGGAUAGCUUGGCUGCUCUGCCACCCUCUGCACUGUGACACAAGAGUACUAGCACAGACAAUAAGUAGCAUCAGGAGGAAGGAACAGGAUCAUCUCUGUCUUCAUCCCUUUUCUUGUGAAGGUGCUUAAAAAAGCUGUAGUUCAAUGUAAUUUUGCAACACUGAGAUUAUAAAAGGCAUUGAAUUUGUAGUUGAACUUGCUACUUUUUUGCACCAUGAAUAUUGGGCAUGAUGUAACGGUACACUAUAUUUCUGACGUUCUUUUGGAUUUUAGUCCCUUAGAGCCUAAACUUUUUGUGCAAUAUUAAUUUAUAGAUUAAUGAUCACUUUUUGGUUUUAAAUAUAUAAUAAAAUCCUGUUGUUUAUCUUGAGAAAGCCAUGUUUUUAAUGGCAUUGCCAGUUUUUACAAAUAAAGGAUAAGUUGAGUUGUUCAGUUUUUCUUAUUGUCUAUUUUGUACCAUCACGACUGAAGUGACGAUUAAACCUUUUAAAUAAUGGAGCUAGCGUGUACAUUUCAUGUGUAAUGAUGCUGUAUUAUUUUAAAUCCACAGUAUAUAAUUUUGCACAGUUGUAAUUGAACUGAUUGUAUGGUAUGUGGAACCUCGAUGGUCAAGAAUCUUAAAU